Messenger RNA from Folsomia candida, 5063 nucleotides. RefSeq lists its product as uncharacterized. Gene Ontology annotation, biological process: regulation of dopamine secretion; cellular response to calcium ion; regulation of calcium ion-dependent exocytosis. Gene Ontology annotation, molecular function: syntaxin binding; calcium-dependent phospholipid binding; phosphatidylserine binding. The record is from RefSeq and is a predicted model, not a curated record. Lineage: Eukaryota; Metazoa; Arthropoda; Collembola; Entomobryomorpha; Isotomidae. Bases 930 to 3635 code for a protein of 901 amino acids. The transcript has 13 exons.
UGAUUAAAGCUUUUAACUGACUUGGAGAAGAGUAAAACCCUACAAAAUACCAAUUUGUCAUCUUCUCCUUUCAUCAUCAUCAUCAUCGUCGCGUCUCCUCCUCGGUAUCCAGUAAAUACAUAUGUACGUGUGGGACAAAGGAGAAAAGACUCUGUCGUAACACCGCUCGUCGUUCAAUCCUCAUUCAACUCUUCCUCACCGUUCGAUGCGCAACAAGGUUAUCAGCUUGGUGAAUUCCUCCUCUUGCUCAUCACCUUUCGGCCCCAGCAAGUCGAACAAGUUGAACUCUGGGUGGCGAGGAGACGAUAUUCUUGUUUAGCAAGUCCCAACCUUCUCCUUCCCUUCACUUUCACUCCAAUCAAGAUUCAAUCUCCAGUGGAAUUGGAAUGACGAGAUUCACAAAGCUCCUGGUGAACACAUAAUUUGGCGAAAGUGAAUACACGUUGUUCAGUUUUUAUUAGCGAUACUUGACAUACAGCUGCAGACACACAUAGUACAACUCGUUUUCCAAGUUACACGCACAUCUCACCCAGUAAAAAGAGUGCAAUAAAGUGAGACGUGGUGAACAAAUUUGCCCACGAGGGAGAAGGCAAGGCAGUCUUGUUCCACAUAUCGGAGGUGGUAGUGGUGGCAGUGGUGAGCGAAAUUGAGACUGGAUGAGGAGUAGAAUUAUGCAGCAUGUGAGACACAGCUCGCCCGAUGCGAGAAGAGAAAGUUGAACACUUGUGUUCCCCUCAAUCUACAGAUUAUACGCAUUGCAUUGUUCUAAUACGAGAAGACGAGUUGUGGGAUGGAUUGCAAACUUAAUGGCAGCAUGUGGCACGGAGCCAGCUAGCACGAGGUUGCUCUAUUACUGCACACGAGGAAAUAACAAUGACCAAGACAGACCACUAACCCGAAGCAAUACGUAAACCAAUUAAACAAGUAUAAUGAUAAAUGCAGCCGUCCUGGUGACCGUGGUCCUCGUGGGGCUCACGCUCCUCAUCGGCGUCUCCAUCCUCCUAUAUCAGCACUACCGCUACCGGAGAAAAAGUGUGGAUUGGGGGGACAUUGCGCGGUACGACACUCCCCUCGAAAUCGGCCCCCUCGGCUCCAACAACUCCUCCUUCCGCUCCUACAAGUACAGCCAACUUGUCCAAGGGUCCAGCAGCAGCUGCAACAAUAACAACAAGCAAGGGGCGGGAGAGACUGGUGGCGUGAACAAUGGGGGUGGGAGGAAGUACAGCAAUUCCCACCUCUACCCCCCACAACGACCUUGUCUUUCUCUCGGCGACAUCGAACGGGACGGGAGGCGUGGUGCGGGAACACGCUCCAGUACAAAAUCAUGCCCGCCCGGCGUGUACACGACGUUGAAACAGGAAUUCCGUGUCAGCAAAGAGCAACAGUUGGUCCAGCCGUACUACUACUAUCGCCAAGUUGUCCACCCCUCCGUUUCCACCAAGGCGCGCCACUCACUCCCAGAAGUCGUUCCAAAUCAGAAUCACAGCCCCAACGCGAGCAAAACCAGCCCAACCAGACUCCCACCAAGCCCACAACACCAGAACCGUAACCUUCUCAACCCAUACGCUCAGAGUAACGCUCAGUAUCAUCCUGCCCCACACACCAACGCCAACCAGGACCACCCUUCCAUCUCACAAGCCAGGCGACACAAGCUCUCCGUCGACUACUGCAUCGAACACGUCUCGAUUCCCCUCUGGUCUCCAGGCAGCAGUACCAAGACCUCACCCACCAGAAGCAGUGUGAGACGACCCCGAUCUUCUCGACGACGGAGAAAGCCACCUCAGCAGCAGCAGCAGCAGCAGCAACCAGAGCAACAAGUCCAGCUCCACUAUCAGCACCCUCACAACAACAAUCCACAGACUGAGAUUGAGAUUGAAAUCGACCCAGCAGACCAAUUCUCACCACCGCUGUACCCACCACAAUCAGAGCAAUAUUAUCCUCCAGUUGGCCAGAGACGCUGCUCCCAAGCAUAUUUUCCCAUAAUUCUGCAAGAAGUGGAGACGCCACAGCUUCCUCGGUCACCACCAAGUCCGGUGCGAAUACACCUCAACAAUCAGCAGCAGCAGUACCAACGACAGCAGCCACCAGCGCAGCAACAGUUGGACCCUCCUGGAACAAUGCUGACCCAUCAAUCUCGCUCACUGCCCACGGGGCCCCCAAUCCCGGGCGCAAGGCUGAACCGCACCUACUCCAUCUCCUCGCAAGGACACAUUGAGAGUGCGGUGAGAAAGGGCCACCGAGGCUCUUCCCCAGCCAUUCGGACGUUUAACCCAGAAGGGUUCAGUUUCGACGUGAACUCGCCACCGGAUUCCCCUCCACCCGUGUAUCACGGGUCCAGGUCACCCUCCCCUCUCUACGUUCGAGCAGCAUCUUUGGACAUAAAUCGGGCCGCAUCACCGUGCCCGUCGCCGCUGGGAGAGUCGAACUUCCACGUGAGCGCGACCCAGCACUCAUCCCACUCCAUGGACGCCUACCCCUCUGGAAAAGUCCCCAUGCUGUCCCCAAACAGUCUCUGCGUCAGACGAGCCUCUCGCUGUCUGUCGCCCCUUUUCAUACCGCCGAUCAGUCCCAAAUCACCGACGGAUGGGAAUUCUUCCUCCUCUCAGCCAUCCGCAUCCUCCACCGGCCCCUUGUCCCCCAUGCUCGGCUCCCUCCAGCUGGAUCUCUAUCUCAAGAAGGAUAUCACCGUGUGGAUGGACAGGAUGGGCAGGAUUUUCACCGUGGGCAAGGAUGGGGCCUCGGGAAAGAAGGAGAAUGGCGGAGAAGUGGCCAGCUUCCCCUUCCCCGCCGUGGGAAAGAUGAGCAAUGGUCACCAUGCGGGGUCCCUCGGAAGGCUUCACUUCCGGUUGAAGUAUGAUCUCGACAAGUCCGACCUCCAGCUCCACGUCAUUGAAGCUCUGGAUCUGGCGAAGGGUGAAAUUUGUGGUUUCAACGAUCCCUACAUCCGCGUAUUCCUGUCUCCAGAGGUGGACACGAGGAAGAGGGAGACGAGCAUCCACCGCAACGAGUCCAACCCAUUCUUUGACGAGCACUUCAAGUUCCCCGUCAGCCAAGACGAGAUCAAGGAGAAGGGCUUGAUGCUACAGGUGCUCGACAAUGACAAGUAUUCUCGAACGGAUGUGGUUGGUGAGGUUUCCUUCGCUCUCGAGGACUUUGACAUCACAACAAACCUCGAGAUUUUUGCGGAUAUUGUCCAGAAUAAAAAGCCAUCUGGAGAGAAGCAGGAGAUCCUUAUUUCUCUGUCCUACUUGCCGUCGGCAGAACGCUUGACCGUGGUUUUGCUCAAAGCUCGUAAUUUACAUCCGCCAGAUAACAAGGACACGAUCGACCCGUUCGUGAAGGUGUAUUUGCUUGGUGGUGGGAGAAGACAGAAAAAGAAGAAGACAACGGCACGGAAAAAUUCAAACGAUCCCGUCUGGAACGAGGCAUUCACCUUCUCCAUCACGUCUGCCAACUUGUGCAACUGCAGCAUUGAGAUAAGCGUGUUGGACCAGUCGAAUGAUCUCAUGGGAAGCCACGCCCUGAUUGGGUCUUGCAUGCUAGGACCACAUCAGAAGGGGUCGGAACUCACUCACUGGACAGAAAUGACACACAACUUGCGUCAGACCAUUUCCAUGUGGCAUGUCCUCACGUGAGAAGAAAGCUAUGCUAAGAAGAAAGGUAGGCGAGGAUUGUCGUGAGGAUGAGAAGAACCUGCACAGGCUGCAUGGACCCUUUAAUGAAUGUUAAGAUGGUGGAUAAACGGGGUAGAAAUUAAAUAUUUUGUGGAGGAGCUUGACGAAUUCGGAGAGUCGAUAGAGGCAGAGAGAGAAAAGAGAAGAGAGAAAAAGUAUAUUGCUGGUCGUCGUGAAAUGCUCUGAACACGAUAAAUUGUCGGAGCAAAAUAAUUAAGUACGAUUAAUGUAAAUACAAAAAAUAACAAUAAUUAUCAAACUAACUUUUAUCUUACAUGAUUUACUCUGACGAUAAAGUGAUGUUUCUGGUUUGUUAGAGAACCGUUAGUAAGUUUGUCUUGUUUGACAGUGAAACAUCAUUAUUCAACAAAUUCAACUUUAUGUGCGUCUGUCACCAUAUUUUGUACGUUACAUGACGUCGAUCGAGGAACGAUUUUAUGCCAAAAGUAUUACCUACGAUGCAGGUAAAAAAACGGAGUAACAUUUAUCUUGUAAAAAUAUUAAUACGUACGUACUCGAUGUUAAUCUCUAAUCAUUGUACAGUGGAUUGACAACAUGCUUGUUGUCAAUAUUAUUAAUUUAUUGUGCAUGUGCGAAGGUGGUAAAAAAUGUUCAAUGUUUUUAAAGAUAUUUAGUGUAAUUGCAUAACUUAUAUGUAGUUGAUUCACAAUCAAUUCUUUGUAAUCGUCAGUGGUGAAAAAUCAUUCAUUUUCUAAGCAACCUAUAUUCAUGGUUGGAACCUAGUUAAAUUCAUUCACAAGUAUUUUCGUGGUGUUGUGAUUAAUCAACGUAUUAUUGAGGAAUUUCUCUAUUUCUGUCCUUCAAGAUAUUCAGAUUUUAUAGGUUAAGAUGCUACAGAUGUACUUCGUAUUGAUUGUUUCUGCAGACUCUGCAGACUCUGCAUAUAAAAAUUUAGACAAAAUGUGGAUUAGAUGACCACCAAAAUACAUAACUAAAUAUUUACGUACUUGUGACCAAUCUCAAAAAAAUAAUAAUUUCAUAAGCACCUUACACUUGAAAAGUCAUCUAUUAUGUCCGAGAAUAUUAUUAUUAUCAUUCCUAAUUUGCACCUUGUAUGUAGCUUAGUCGUAGUUUAGCUGAAUGGUGAAAGUGAAGUGAGAUUGUGGAUAACUGAGGGUACAAAUGACAAUUAAAGCAGCGACCUGUUCUCUUUGUGGUAUACGGUGAUGGAUCAAAAUCUAACUAAAUUCUCCUCUAUUACAUAAAUUCAUAUAGGAUAAAAAGUAACCAAUCUUAUUCAUGGAACGUAUAUUCAAAUUUACGUAAUUUACCACGUAGGAUUUUGACUUUAGUUUCGUGGAGUCGAUAUUGUUAACCAAACUGGUUGUAAAAAAACUGUUUAAUAAAAAAAGUUUUAAUUUAAAAUUG